CUACGUUCGCAGACCUUCAGAUUAGGCAGAACAGUGUACGUUUAGACAGACGAGCGCGUUUCUCACACGUGGUCUUGAGCUACUUCUAAAGCACUAAACACCAUCAGCCGUAGUUCAACAUAAAAUGAGUCAAGACAUGUUUGGUUCACGUGGAAGAGGCCGAGGUGGCGGUGGACGUGGCCGUGGUGGCGGUGGCCGGGGUGGCGGUGGCCGCGGCCGAGGUGGUGGAGAUCGUGGGGGAUCUCGAGGUUUUCGAGGCGGAGGCAGAGGUUUCCGAGGCGGCUCGAGAGGAAACUUCAGUGGUGGUGACCGUGGCAAUGACAGCUGGGGUGGCUCAGGCAAUUCUUCCCGUGGAGGACCAUUCAGAGGUGGUCGGGGAAGUGGUGGAGAUAGAGGCAGAGGAGCUUUUGCGAAUCGUGGCAGAGGAGCACCUUCUGGUGGUGCUCGUGGAAGAGGUGGUGGAGCUCUUCCUAGUCGUGGGGAGUAUCUGCGUUUUGAAAUUAAAGCUGGCCUACAACUGUAUGUCACUUUCAAUGAAACCCCAGUGGUUGAGGAACUUGAAAAACUGCCUGGAUUUCACUCAUUGAGCACACCGUACAAUGAAAAGGAAAUUAUAAGAAUAAUCUUGUUUAGAGAUUUAGAGUCAUUAGAAGCUGCUCGAAAAAUACUAGAUGCCCAAGAAAAUGUGAAAUCCACAGACCAUAUGGGGAUGAAAUCAGCAAAAAAACAGAGCGACUCCCUAGAAAGCCGUCAAAUUUACCUAAGGUUCGCCAAACCUUACGUAGAAGAUGAUGUAAAAAAGCUUGACACAAAAAUCGAGGAAAUUCUGCCUUUGAAGGAAAACAGCUGUAAAGUACAAUUUGUGUCGGCUGAAGAAGCGGAAUUGGCGGUUGAAAGAUUAAAGGGCAAAAUUGGCCAGAGCUUCUUAAAACAAGUGGAUAUUCCAUAUGUUGUACAGAGUGCCAAGUUAGCAGUUGCUAGCAUUCAACAAGACCAGGUUGUGUUCAGGGAUGUUCCAAAAAAUGUGACCAUCAAAGAUAUUGCAGAUCAAUUCCCCGACGCAGUCUCUUUUAUGCUGUACAACAAGACCUUCCCAGCUUCCAAUUACUGCCAUGCUGCGCUCCGCUUCAAGAAUCCUGAGCGAGUUGCCGAAAUCUUGAAGUCAAAAAAUCUGAAAAUUGCAGGAAAGAAAAUCUACGUCUUCCCCGCCUGCAUGGAAUUCUUACAUGAAUAUCCGAAGUUGGGUGAACCAGAGCCAGUUGUUGAACAGUCAGGAAAUGGCACUGAAGUCAAAGAUGAACCCCCAAGCAAAAAAAGGAAAGUAGGACAAGAAGAAGAAUCCAUGGAACAGGAUGAAGAGGAAAGUGACGAAGAGGAAGACGAGGAAGACGAAGAAGAGGAAGAAGAAGACGAAGACGAAAAUGACGAAGCUGCCGAUGAAGAUGAUUCUGACGAAAGCGACUAGACUUGACAAAUCGGACACAUUGCUGGAGUUUUUAAAUCUUUAGUAACAAAGCGUUUAGCCGUCUUUUUUUUUUUCGAUUGACAAUGUUUGUUGUUAUCUACGUUUUGCCUGAUUUGGAGAUAUACCGCACCCAUACAUCGGAUAAAGUGAUGUAUGCGAUGAUCGAA
Daphnia carinata is the source of this 1632-nucleotide messenger RNA. Its product is annotated as keratin, type II cytoskeletal 1-like. Bases 125 to 1465 code for a protein of 446 amino acids. The record is from RefSeq and is a predicted model, not a curated record. Lineage: Eukaryota; Metazoa; Arthropoda; Branchiopoda; Diplostraca; Daphniidae. The transcript has 8 exons.